UCAUGUGCCUUAAGAGCCCCCAGCUGAGCCCCUUUGGCCCCCCACAGGCGCUGGGACAGAGGAGCAGAAGGAGGAGCAGUGCCAGCCCAGGGAAGAGCAGAGGGGGAUGCUGCAAGGGCCCCAAGAGGAGCCCCAGAGCCCCACGGUGGCCGUGGAGCACGAUGGCCAACAGCAGCCCCGUGAUACGCAAGGGAGCCGCGGAACGAGGAGAUCCCGAAAACGCUCUUUCAAACGGAAGUCCGGUGAAGACACUAAAGAAGACAGAACCCAACCACAGAGUCGCCCCAGAAGGAAGGAGCACAAGUGUGAGCUGUGUGGGAAGGUCUUCAGCUGUCGGAGCAACCUGACCCGUCACCGACGGAUCCACACGGGACAGAAGUCCUACAAGUGUGGGGACUGUGGGAAGAGCUUCACGCUGAGCGCGUACCUCGUUAAUCACCAGAGGACACACACCCAGGAGAAGCCCUUUCUCUGCACCACGUGUGGGAAGCGCUUCUCCUGUAAGGCAUACGUCACCAUCCACCAUCGCAUCCACAAGGGAGAGAGACCGUUCCCCUGCUCCCUCUGCGGGAAGAGCUUCCGGGCAAUGUCUUAUCUCAGGAGGCAUCAGCGAUCCAACCACAAUGGUGAGCCCUUGGGGGAGUGUUAA
Athene cunicularia (burrowing owl) is the source of this 649-nucleotide messenger RNA. RefSeq names its product gastrula zinc finger protein XlCGF67.1-like. Bases 107 to 649 code for a protein of 180 amino acids. Lineage: Eukaryota; Metazoa; Chordata; Aves; Strigiformes; Strigidae. The transcript has a single exon. The record is from RefSeq and is a predicted model, not a curated record.